AUGGCACAGCUGAAGCCAACAAGGGUUCUUUUGGUGGGAUUCGAUGGGGAAGCCGUAUAUUCAAAAGGGAUCAUUCAACUUCCGCUAACUGUGGGAAAAGGCUCCCGAACUUCUCGAGUCAUGUUGGAUAUCCUGGUAGCAGACGUACCUUCGGCCUAUAACAUGAUCCUCGGGAGGUCGAGCCUUAAUGCCCUUCGGGCUAUUCCCAGCACGUACCAUAUGAUGAUGAAGUUUCCUACGGACAGCGGAGUAGGCAAAGUGCAAGGAGAUUUGCGCUCAACUCGCGAAUGUUAUAUACCCUCCAUCGACAUAGCAAAGGAGAAAGAAGCAGUGUCGCAAGGGGAAGCUUCGAGCCCCUGA
Messenger RNA from Diospyros lotus (date-plum), 360 nucleotides. RefSeq lists its product as uncharacterized. The record is from RefSeq and is a predicted model, not a curated record. The coding region runs from base 1 to 360 and encodes 119 amino acids. The transcript has a single exon. NCBI's taxonomy places the organism in Eukaryota, Viridiplantae, Streptophyta, Magnoliopsida, Ericales, Ebenaceae.